This is a messenger RNA of Emys orbicularis (European pond turtle), 3483 nucleotides long. RefSeq names its product ATPase phospholipid transporting 8A1 (gene ATP8A1). The transcript has 37 exons. Gene Ontology annotation, cellular component: plasma membrane. The annotation marks the transcript as partial. Lineage: Eukaryota; Metazoa; Chordata; Testudines; Emydidae. Gene Ontology annotation, molecular function: magnesium ion binding; ATP binding; ATP hydrolysis activity. The record is from RefSeq and is a predicted model, not a curated record. Gene Ontology annotation, biological process: phospholipid translocation.
ACCCUCCAGCGUAGUGUCAUCCACGAACUUGCUGAGGGCUACGGGAAGACAGAUGAUGUUUCAGAGAAAACUUCACUCGCUGAUCAAGAGGAAAUGAGAACUGUAUUCAUCAAUCAGCCCCAGUUGACCAAAUUCUGCAAUAAUCAUGUCAGCACUGCAAAAUACAACAUAAUCACAUUCCUGCCAAGGUUUCUUUAUUCCCAGUUCAGAAGAGCUGCUAAUGCAUUUUUUCUUUUUAUUGCAUUACUUCAGCAAAUUCCAGAUGUGUCGCCAACAGGUCGUUAUACAACAUUGGUUCCUCUGUUGUUUAUUUUAGCUGUAGCAGCAGUCAAAGAAAUCAUAGAAGAUCUUAAAAGACAUAAAGCUGAUAAUGCAGUGAACAAGAAACAAACACAAGUAUUCAGAAAUGGUGCUUGGGAGAUUGUCCACUGGGAAAAGGUAGAUGUUGGAGAUAUAGUUAUAAUAAAAGGCAAAGAGUAUAUACCUGCUGACACUGUACUUCUCUCAUCAAGUGAGCCACAAGCCAUGUGCUACAUUGAAACAUCAAAUUUAGAUGGUGAAACAAACCUAAAAAUUCGACAGGGCUUGCCAUUGACAGCGGAUAUAAAAGACAUUGACAGUUUGAUGAUACUUUUGGGCAGAAUUGAAUGUGAAAGCCCAAAUCGACAUCUCUAUGAUUUUGUUGGAAAUAUCAGACUAGAUGGGCAUGGUACUGUUCCACUGGGACCUGAUCAAAUUCUUCUACGAGGCGCUCAACUAAGAAAUACCCAGUGGGUUCAUGGAAUAGUUGUCUAUACUGGACAUGAUACAAAACUCAUGCAGAAUUCAACAAGCCCGCCUCUUAAACUAUCCAAUGUGGAACGAAUUACAAAUAUUCAGAUCUUAAUUUUGUUCUGCAUUCUUAUGGCCAUGUCUUUAAUCUGUUCUAUUGGUUCAGCUAUAUGGAAUCGAAGGCAUGGCCAAAGGGACUGGUAUCUCAAUCUAAACUAUGGUGGAGCUAACAAUUUUGGACUGAAUUUUUUGACCUUUAUCAUUCUCUUCAAUAAUCUCAUUCCAAUCAGUUUGUUGGUUACACUAGAAGUUGUUAAAUUUAUCCAGGCAUAUUUCAUAAAUUGGGAUAUAGACAUGCACUAUGAACCUACAGACACUGCCUCCAUGGCUCGUACAUCCAAUCUCAAUGAAGAACUUGGCCAGGUCAAAUACAUAUUUUCUGACAAAACUGGUACCCUGACUUGCAAUGUAAUGCAAUUUAAGAAGUGCACCAUAGCAGGAAUUGCUUAUGGCCAUUGUCCUGAGCCUGAGGAUUAUAGUAGUUCUUCAGAUGAUUGUCAGGGCUCACAGACUGGAGAAGAGAAACCAUUUAGUGAUCCAUCACUGCUGGAUAAUCUCCAAAACAAUCAUCCAACUGCACCUAUAAUUUGCGAGUUUCUAACAAUGAUGGCAGUGUGUCAUACAGCUGUUCCAGAAAGAGAAGGUGAUAAGAUUAUAUAUCAAGCAGCAUCUCCAGAUGAAGGAGCAUUGGUCAGAGCAGCCAAGCAUCUUCGUUUUGUAUUCACUGGAAGGACACCUGACUCAGUAAUUAUAGACUCUCUUGGCCAUGAGGAAAGAUAUGAAUUGCUAAAUGUGCUGGAAUUUACAAGCACUAGGAAAAGAAUGUCUGUGAUUGUUCGCACACCAACAGGGAAAUUAAGACUCUACUGUAAAGGAGCUGACACAGUAAUUUAUGACCGUCUGGCCGAGAGUUCAAAAUACAAGGAAAUUACUUUAAAACAUUUAGAGCAGUUUGCUACAGAAGGUUUAAGAACUCUCUGUUUUGCUGUUACUGAGUUAUCAGAAAGCGAAUAUCAAGAGUGGCUAGAUGUCUAUCAUCGAGCGUCAACAUCUAUACAAAACAGAGCACUGAAGCUUGAGGAGAGUUAUGAACUAGUUGAAAAAAAUCUUCAACUGCUUGGAGCUACAGCCAUUGAAGACAAGCUGCAAGACAAAGUGCCUGAAACCAUAGAAACUCUAAUGAAAGCAGACAUCAAAAUUUGGAUUCUUACUGGAGACAAACAAGAGACUGCUAUUAACAUUGGUCACUCAUGUAAACUUUUGAAAAAGAACAUGGGACUCAUUGUUAUCAAUGAAGGGUCUCUUGAUGGAACAAGAGAGACCCUAAGUCGUCAUUGCAGUACUCUUGGUGAUGCUUUGAGGAAGGAAAAUGACUUUGCUCUUAUAAUUGAUGGUAAAACACUGAAGUAUGCCUUGACAUUUGGAGUAAGACAGUAUUUCCUGGAUUUGGCUUUGUCAUGUAAAGCUGUUAUUUGUUGCAGGGUGUCUCCUCUUCAGAAAUCUGAAGUAGUAGAAAUGGUAAAAAAACAGGUUAAAGUAGUAACACUGGCAAUUGGUGAUGGAGCAAAUGAUGUUAGUAUGAUACAGACAGCACAUGUUGGCGUUGGUAUUAGUGGAAAUGAAGGGCUACAGGCAGCUAAUUCUUCGGAUUACUCCAUAGCACAGUUCAGAUAUCUGACGAACUUGUUGUUGGUUCAUGGUGCUUGGAACUACAGCAGAAUAGCUAAAUGCAUCUUGUACUGUUUCUACAAGAAUAUAGUCCUUUAUAUUAUUGAGAUCUGGUUUGCUUUUGUUAACGGCUUUUCUGGACAAAUUCUUUUUGAAAGAUGGUGUAUAGGUCUUUACAAUGUGAUAUUUACAGCUAUGCCACCACUGACUCUUGGAAUAUUUGAGAGAUCCUGCCGGAAGGAAAAUAUGCUGAAAUAUCCAGAAUUAUACAAGACUUCUCAAAACGCCCUGGACUUUAACACAAAGGUUUUCUGGGUUCAUUGUUUAAAUGGCCUCUUCCACUCAGUUAUUCUGUUUUGGUUUCCACUAAAAGCCUUCCACUAUGGUACUGUAUUUGGCAAUGGUAAAACUUCAGACUAUCUGCUCUUGGGAAACAUUGUUUACACUUUUGUGGUGAUAACAGUGUGUUUAAAAGCUGGAUUAGAGACUUCAUAUUGGACCUUGUUUAGCCAUAUAGCAAUAUGGGGAAGCAUUGCACUUUGGGUAGUGUUUUUUGGAGUCUACUCAUCCUUGUGGCCUGUCAUUCCUAUGGCACCUGACAUGUCCGGGGAGGCAGUUAUGUUGUUCAGCUCUGGAGUCUUUUGGAUGGGUCUGUUAUGUAUUCCUGUGACAGCUUUGCUUUUUGACGUAGUAUACAAAGUAAUCAAGAGAGCUACUUUUAAGACACUGGUAGAUGAAGUUCAGGAGUUGGAAGCAAAAUCUCAAGAUCCAGGGGCAGUUGUGCAUGGGAAGAGCUUAACUGAAAGAGCUCAACUACUGAAGAAUGUCUUUAAGAAGAGUCCUGUGAACUUGUACCGCUCUGAAUCUCUGCAGCAAAACUUGCUUCAUGGCUAUGCAUUCUCUCAAGAUGAAAAUGGAAUAGUUUCCCAAUCUGAAGUAAUAAGAGCUUAUGAUACCACAAAACAAAGACCUGAUGAAUGGUGA